Molecule: messenger RNA, 330 nt
Organism: Schistosoma rodhaini
Lineage: Eukaryota; Metazoa; Platyhelminthes; Trematoda; Strigeidida; Schistosomatidae
Source: the annotation of a GenBank genome assembly
AUGGAUGGUAACGAUUCGUAUAUUGAUUUUGAUGAUGAUGACGAUUCGCCUGAUGAAGAUAAUGAUGAAUUGGAUGAUGAUGAUGAUUAUGUUGACGGUAUGUAUGAUGAUGAUCAUGAUUUGGAUGAUGAUGAUUAUGAUUUGGUCGAUGCUGAUUAUGAUGUUGAUGAGAAUGAUGAUGAUUUGAAUGAUGAUUUGUUUGAAGAUGAUGUUGGUUUGGAUGAUGGUAAUGAUGAGGAUGACUCAAUUGAUGAGUUGGAUUAUGAUUUGGAUGAUGAUGAUGAUGAAGAUUUGGAUUUGGAUGGUGAUGAUGUUAUGGAUGAUAAUUAA